AUGGCAGAAAAUCAAACCUUCAAAGAAUUUAUGAACGCAAUUAACGUGCCAUAUUCUUCAACCAUGAAAAUCGAGAAUGCUCUCAAUUACGUAAUAGGAUAUUCAAACGCUAAAAAUAUUUUCGGAACUCUCCCGGAUACUUCUAUUCAUGCACAAGUUAUAAAGCUUACGGUUGAUCCAAGUUCUAUUGUUAAUCGGAAAAUUACAAAUGAUAAAUUGUUUGAUAUUAAAAGUGCAACUAUUUAUCCAGUUUCAACAGAACUUUCAAACUUACGACAUUCUUCCGGAGGAUUCGAUAACCUUGUUCCGACCAUUGUGAAAAUUAUGAUUAAUAACCCUCGACUUACAAAUAUGAAGAUUAUUGUUGAGAUUAAACACACCGCUAACGAUGGAUCUAAUUAUGAAUGCACGUGGGAACCUGACAUUUUAAAAGUUUUUCAGGAAAGAUCUGUACACGACUAUCUUUUGAAUACAAAGGUUCCGCGAGAAAGUUGGAGCACUCUCAACCUUAAUACACUACUUAACAUAAUGAUGCCAAAAUUAUCUGGAUUAUCUAAAUUAUUUCCUUUACCACUUGAGUCGAUAUCAUUACUAAAUCGAAUGAUAAAUAGAGAAUUAUCAGAAAUAGAUUUUUUAUUUGGUUUAACAAAAUCGAGUGUAAUAGUUCGUAAAGCUAAAUUAGUUUUGAAUUCCGAAAUGAUGAACACAAGUAUUAAACUUGACGCCACUGAAAUUUCGAAGCUUAUGAAUUUAAAAGUUACAAUCACUGGCCUAGAUACAGAUAAACAAAAUAUAGAAUUUGAAGCCAGUGCAAUGAUCAAAGAUCUUGAAGUCAAGGUGUUUACACAUAACGAAUAUGAACAAUUUAUAUCGAUAAAGUUUAAGAAUGGUACGCUUCUUUCUAAAAUUGUGACAACUAUGUUAGACGCUUCAAAAAUAAAGAUGUUUGAUUAUUUAACAGUUCCUUUACAUAAUAUAACUUUGAAUGAUUUCCUAAGAAUCAAUAAAAAUAUUGAAUUUGGUAUGUCAUUUAGUCCAGUAACAGAACAACAACCAACGAUGGAUUAUAAGUUAAAAAAUAUUUAUAUUAUUUCAAAUAACAAUAACAUUUCUCGAACAUGGCUGUCGCAACUACCUUCUCAAAUUAAACCGCUUGAAAAUCUUAAUGAAACUAUCAAGAUAUUAAUAUAUGAUCCGUUAGAUAUAACAAAAUUGUCAGUCGGCUUAGAAAUUAAAUUUUAUAUUCCUAUUAAAGACACUUCAAUAAAUCUUUCUGCAAAACUUACAUAUCAACCAAUAACACCAGAACAAUAUAUUAUCACUAUUGAAUCACAAAAUUCAGACAAGCCUUUAACAAUUGAACAACUAUUACAAAGCUUAAGUCUCCAUGAUACAUUUAUUAAGCUAAAAGAAUUUGCACCAGUUAUCUGGAAUAAUAUUUUUAAACAAGUGAAAAGUAUUGAAUUUCAAUGUCUUAUUUUGCAAAUUCAAAAAUUAUCAAAUGAACAA
Dentiscutata heterogama is the source of this 1509-nucleotide messenger RNA. NCBI's taxonomy places the organism in Eukaryota, Fungi, Glomeromycota, Glomeromycetes, Diversisporales, Gigasporaceae. The record is from the annotation of a GenBank genome assembly.